AAAGAAAGAAACAAAAGGGUUGGGGGUGGGGGGGCGUCUAAAGUCCCCGAAGCGUAGCGGAACGCGGUAAGGCUGUAACAAAUUCCAGUUUAGCGUGGUAUCGACUUCAACGCUCUGCGACGGUGAAGGAGCAAAAGAAGAAGAAGAAGUUUAUCGGUUGAACGCUCUCUCGAGAAAAUGGUGGCAACGAACGUGAAGGCGGAGACGCUGUCUCUUAUGGACAAACGUGCUGCGAUAGAGGUGGAGAUGAACGCAAUCAUCGAGCGCCUCAAUCAACCUGGUGGUCCCAGGCUUUCCGGCAAUCUCGUUGAUUCUGAGGGAUUUCCUCGAACGGAUAUUGACAUUCCAGUUGUUCGUGCCGAGCGACGUCGUCUUUCUGAGCUGCGUAAUGAUCACAAGGAGAUCAGUGAGAAAAUAAAUCAAAACAUACAAAUUUUGCAUGCAGCAAGACUUGGAAAUAAAACGUCACUCCUCAAAGUUUCAGGUGAUGAAGAUGGACCUAAUGCUCAGACUUCAUCAACUGUUGAGUCAGGCUCAUCAGUGCAAAAUGUUCUUCUGAGAGAUUCCUCCAAUUCCAUGGAUGUGGAUGUGGUUGUUAGUAUACCAUUUGCGAUGGUUGAUGAGAUAUCUGAUUCAUCACCGGCUGCAGAGGAUGGAUUACAACUUGGAGAUCAAAUUUUGAAAUUUGGCAGCGUGGAAGCUGGGGAUAACUUGCUCCAAAGGCUGGCUUCUGAGGCUCAGUCAAAUCUGGGUCAUGCAAUACCUGUUGCAAUCAUGAGGCAAGGUGCUAUGAUCAACUUAAUUGUCACACCUAGAACUUGGCCAGGCAGAGGUCUAUUGGGAUGUCAUUUUCGGAUUUUGUAGCUGCAAUGAUUAUUUAUCGCAUGGUGGUGACUGGUGGCAGUUGGAAGAAUCUUCCCUUGCGGUGUUCUUUUGUCCUGUGUCUUGGUCGAGGUCUACACUCUACAGUCCUUUAUUUUGUAUUCGAAUGUUUGUAUACUCAAUGCCUGACCUUAGAUUUUUUGUUGCCGUUUUAGGGAUUCCAGAUUUUCCAUUCAUGUUUCAGUUUAAUGAAAACGCAUUUUGAUUUUGAA
Molecule: messenger RNA, 1094 nt
Organism: Prosopis cineraria
Lineage: Eukaryota; Viridiplantae; Streptophyta; Magnoliopsida; Fabales; Fabaceae
Exons: 5
Coding region: 178-864 (228 amino acids)
Biological process (GO): proteasome regulatory particle assembly
Cellular component (GO): nucleus; cytoplasm
Molecular function (GO): protein binding
Source: RefSeq, a predicted model, not a curated record